Molecule: messenger RNA, 777 nt
Organism: Molossus molossus (Pallas's mastiff bat)
Lineage: Eukaryota; Metazoa; Chordata; Mammalia; Chiroptera; Molossidae
Gene: PACRG
Product: parkin coregulated
Exons: 5
Coding region: 1-777 (258 amino acids)
Cellular component (GO): cytosol; vesicle; neuron projection
Molecular function (GO): Hsp90 protein binding; Hsp70 protein binding
Source: RefSeq, a predicted model, not a curated record
AUGGUGGCAGAAAAAGAGACCCUGGGCUUAAACAAAUGCUCAGACAAGAUGCCGAAGAGGAGGACCAAGCUGCUGGCACAACAGCCGCUCCCGGUGCACCAGCCUCACUCCCUGGUUUCUGAGGGCUUCACAGUCAAAGCCAUGAUGAAAAACUCAGUCGUGAGAGGCCCUCCCGCUGCAGGGGCCUUUAAGGAGAGACCCACCAAGCCUACAGCCUUUCGCAAGUUUUAUGAGCGCGGAGACUUCCCCAUUGCCCUUGAGCACGACUCGAAAGGAAACAAAAUAGCCUGGAAGGUGGAGAUCGAGAAGCUGGAUUACCACCACUACCUGCCUCUGUUUUUCGACGGGCUGUGUGAAAUGACCUUCCCCUACGAGUUCUUCGCUCGGCAAGGGGUCCACGACAUGCUGGAACACGGGGGCAACAAGAUCCUCCCUGUCGUUCCGCAGCUCAUCAUCCCGAUCAAAAAUGCCUUGAACCUCCGGAACCGGCAGGUCAUCUGCGUCACCCUCAAAGUCCUCCAGCACCUGGUGGUGUCGGCCGAGAUGGUGGGCGAAGCCUUGGUGCCCUAUUACCGGCAAAUCCUCCCCAUCCUGAACAUCUUCAAGAACAUGAACGUGAACUCGGGAGACGGCAUCGACUACAGCCAGCAGAAGAGGGAGAACGUCGGCGACCUCAUCCAGGAGACCCUGGGGGCCUUCGAGCGCCACGGAGGGGAGGACGCCUUCAUCAACAUCAAGUACAUGGUCCCCACCUACGAGUCCUGCCUGUUGAACUAG